UGCAGUCAGUAGUCAGUAGUCAGUAGUCUGCUGGUGCCAAUGUGUCGAUGGAGUGGGGGUGGUAAGGGGUUUACUACGUGUAUGUCGGGCUUUACUCACUCGUCGAUCUAUUGCCAGAGCCAGAGCCAGCGCCAGCUCUCUGGCCGUUCAUUUGGUUGCAAUACAGCUUGAAAAUAAAGAGUGGGGAGUUUACCUCGACCGAUAGCGGAGAGUAGUCUGGCAAACUGGAGGGAGAGAUGAGGUCUGAAUCGAAUCGAGGCAGGUUGAGAGAAAUGUCAGGAGAGUCACUUCUCGUCGGAGAGUUGUGUGAAAGACAUCUUGCGUCUUCUCAUCAUUAACUCUCGUAUAUACACAGACAUACAUAUAUAUAUGUAUGUUACUACUAUAUAUUUUGUGACUUGUGAACAAGAUAAAUUUUUUUUUCGUGCAACUGUGGAUUUUUUAGUGAUCAUUUAAAUUGUGAUUAUUUUUUUUUAGUGAUUGUGUAAUUAAAUAGUUUUUUUUUUUUUUUUAAUAGUAUUAUUAUUGAAACUGUGUAAAUUCACAAUGCAUUGUGUAUUUAUGACUUGUAUUGAGGAUUAAUUGUCCGAGUGUUUGCACCGGCAUGGAUUGCACGACUAAUGUGACCAUUGAAAGUGUAAUAGAUCAAGGACUUAAAAAAAACAAAACUGAUGCAGCAUCAUCGUCAUCGAUUGAGCAGUCAGACGGAUUCAAUUCAUCUCCAUCUCGUUCCCUAGUACUGCCACGAUCCCGUGAACUAACAAAUCACUUAAGGGAUCACAGCUCACCUCGUAGUACCACCGAUUACAGCGGCGAGGAAGAUUAUUCUUGUCGUGUUUGUCAUAAAGUACUGAGUUCAGCAAGUUCAUUAGACAGACACGUGCUCGUACAUUCAGGUGAACGUCCAUUCAAGUGCAAAUACUGUGAAAUGGCAUUUACCACCAGCGGUAAUAUGAAUCGUCAUUUAAGAAAUAUACACCGCGAUGUCGUAUCGUCACCGCCACUCAAUAGUUGUACUGAUUCUGAGGGUAGUAGUGACUCAGAGCAACCUUUGUCACGACGACGUCAUGUCGUUGACGAAUAUAAUAAUAAUGAUAUUGCCAAAAUAAAUAAUAUUGAUGCUGAUGCUGAUGAUGAUGAUGAUGACAUUCAAGAUAUUAAUAAUAAAUCACCAUCACAAUUUCGCGCCAAAAGAAAACGACCUGAUAUAACAAUUGAUGACAGUAUUGCUGAGAAUAAUAUUAAAAAACAAAAAUUAUUUAUAAAUAAUAAAACAGUAAUAAAUGAUUCAAUAAAUCAUGACAAUCAUGAUAAUGAUAAUGAUGAUAAUAAUGAUGAAGAUGAUGAUGCUGAUGAUGAAAUAAAUGCCGUUAAUAAAAAUUCACUAAAUUGUCCGAUAUGUGUAGCGGGUAAUUUUACAUCGAGUACAUCAAUGGAUUUACAUAUUGAAAAAUAUCAUCCGGAAUUAAAAAAUUCACGUCUGUUGAAUUUGCAUCGUCUUAUGACUCAGCAUUACAAAGAAAAUAAUUCAACAUCAACAAUUACAACACCAUCAAUUAUGUCUGUUAAUAAAAAUAUACGGGACUCAAUUGUUGGUUUCAAUGAUUUAACAUUCACUGAUUUUUCAUCGGGUAAAUUUCCAGCAAUAGCACGUGCUGUUUGUGAACAAUUAGUUCACCGUCCAGCUUCUGGUGAAAGUGCAACUUUUUUAUGCUCAAAAUGUCUACGCGCAUUUCCAUGUAAAUCAGCAUUAGAAUCACAUGAAAUUGACUGCGGAAAUUUAAACUAUUUAAAUCAUAAAUUGAGAGACGAUAAAAUUAAAGGUAAUGAUUUUUUUGCUGGCUUAGAUUUACAAACUAAAUCAGCAUCGACUAUUAAUAAUAACAAUAACAAUAACAAUAAUAAUAAUAAUAACAAUACAGAGUCCAAAGAAGGCGGCAAAGAUCUCGCUGAUAUCCAGAGUAUUAUUUCAGUAACAUCCGGACCAAUAUUGCCGCGUUCUGACACGAGUACCCCAGAUCAUCAGGUAAAAUUAAACUCAGCAAUUUGUUCAUCCGGGUCAUCAGGUACCGCGAACUCUGAAUAUCACGGGGAAGAAGAAGCCCAGGACGCAUUUGCCGCCGAAUUUCGUCGCAUGAAAUUGAAAGGUGAAUUCCCAUGCCGCCUUUGCAGCGCAAUAUUUCCAAACCUGCGGGCCUUGAAAGGACACAACCGCGCACACAUGGGAGUCGGUCCAGGUAUGCCCUAUCCCUGCAACAUGUGCCCUUAUACAUCAACAGACAAAGCGACACUAGUGCGUCACUUAAGAUCCCACAAUGGCGACCGUCCUUACGAAUGUUCACUUUGUAAUUACGCGUUUACAACAAAAGCCAACUGCGAAAGACAUGUUAGAAAUCGUCAUAACAAAUUAACACGUGAGGAAAUAAAAAGCGUGUUGAUAUAUCAUCCAAAUGAAGAUUCAACGAACGAUAAUAUUGACAGGACAUCGCCACGUGUUAUGAGAGACGACACACGUAAAUCAUUAAUGUAUCCAACCUCGUUGUCAAAUGACAGAGAUGAUUAUUAUAGUCAUCAUCAUCACCUUAAUACCAGUAGUAAUCAUCAUCAACAACGCGAACGUCAUCAGCAUCACCAACACCAAUUGCACUAUCCAAUGGAAAAUAAAACCCAAGAUUUGCUGUUAUCUGAAGAGACAUUGAGACUCCGACAAAUGGGAAUCCCUACAAUGAUUCCCAAUCCAAUAAGUCAUUAUGAUAAAUCUGAUUUAUUUUCACGUUCAUCAGUUACUGCGAUCCAUCAUCAUCAUCAUCCUUUGGAAUUGACCCACAGAUUGACAGACAAUACGUCAGUUAAUCCGCGUGAUUAUUUAAUAAAAUCAGAUUUUAUUAAAGCAAACGAUCAGGAUUCAAGAUCUUCCGAUGGUAGUGUGUCAUUACACACGAAUAAUAAUAAUGUUAAUAAUAAUAAUAGUAAUAGUAAUAAUAAUAAUAAUAAUAAUAAUAAUAAUAAUAGUAGUAAUAAUAACAAUAAUAAUCAGUCUCUAGUCAGUGAAACCAAAUCUACUGGUGGUGCUGCUGAUUUACACCAAAGAAUUAUACAGGCUAGUCCAAUUGACCUCAAACGUCAAGACCUAAACAAUCCAACAACAGACGAUGCACCUCUAGAUUUAUCAAUGGACGUAUUGGAUCUUAGUAAAAAAUCACGUGAAAUAAAUUCCUCAGAUUUAACAACGAGUAUUUCAUCCGAUGAUAACAAUAAAAGUAACAAAGAAUUAUUUGAUGCCAAUCAAUUUUUACUGGCCCAAGCAUUACUAAAAGCCGGACAAUCGGGCAAUCCAUCGAGUUCUAUCGAAGCUAUUUAUGCAAAUGCCCAGCAAUUGCUCUACAGAAAUUACGCUAAUUUCCCAACACCACCAGCAAGUAUGUUGUCACCAUUUAUAUUCAAUCCUCAUUUAUUUAAUCAGGAUCUUGCUAUGAGAGAAAACUUGCAGAAAGAAUUAGUCCGUGGACUGCAAACAAGCGGGGGUAAUUUAAUUGAGUCGCGUUUGAAUAAAUCAUCAUCUAAUUUCUCGCCAACUCCAGCGUAUCCACAAAAUCGCGAUAUCUUAACUGGGCAAUCGAUCAAUGAAUCAGCGAAUGAUUAUUCAAGAUUAGCAGCAACGCCAUCAACGAGCGGCGCCAGUGUAAUUAGUCCGCGUGACCGGUUGGUGGAUAAUAACAGCGGGUCUUCAAAUUCUGUAAAAAUGGUCAUCAAAAACGGCGUGCUCGUUAGAAAACAAAAACAGCGGAGAUAUCGUACCGAGAGACCGUUCAUUUGCGAUCACUGUACGGCUAGAUUUACACUCCGCAGCAACAUGGAGCGACAUGUCAAGCAGCAGCAUCCGCAAUUCUGGUGCCAGAAACCGCGCGGUGGUCAUUCGACACGCGGAAGACCUCCGAGUUAUCCCCCAACGAUGUUGCGGACUAAACGUUACUCUGUAAGACAGAAUCAGCAGCCGUAUCCAACAUCUAGGCUUCCUAAAGUGAGACAAUCAUCACCGAAUGCUGAUGACAAACGUCCGAUUUCUGACCGCGUUAAGUACGCGAUUCUUGCCCAGCAAUUGAAGGGCAAUCAGAAUGAUGACAAUGACACUGAUGAAGAAUUGAUAAUUGAUGAGAACGCAGCUGCGGCAGCGGGUGAUAAAGACAGUGAGCGUCGCAGUGACGAGCGGUCGACUAGUUUGUUGAGAGGUAAAUUGGAAGAAAGUAUUGGAAAAAAUAAUAAUAGUAACGGUAAUAAUAAUGAGGGUGAAGAAUCGGCUUUGGAGAAUGGAAAUAAAAGUGGGAUCGAGUCUCUAGUUGAAUGCAAAAUGGAGCCGGAUGAUGACGAUGACGAGGACGGGGAUGAGGAAGAUGAUGAAGACGACAAAGACGUCGAUGAUUGCAAGAUAAAAAACGAGGACGGCAACGCUGAUCUCGCAAGCGUAUCGGAAUUACUAGACAAUGCGUCGCAACAGUAUCAGCAGUUCAGGCCGCAGGAUAUGAGUGACGAAGAAGGAUUGAUUGCGUCGACAAGUGACUGCAAUAAUUCCGGCAGUGAUGAAAAAUCUGAUUCCGUAAAUUCAAAUAAUUCGUCGUCGUCAAAAUCGAUCAAGAAGAAGAAGAAAAAGAAGAAGAAGAAAUCGGCGUAUUCUAUGGCACCAAAUCGCGUACACUGUCCGUAUUGUGAACGUCCAUUCCCAUGGUCAUCGUCAUUAAGAAGACAUAUUUUAACUCACACUGGACAAAAACCCUACAGAUGUGAUUACUGUCCACUAUUAUUCACGACAAAAUCAAAUUGCGACCGUCAUCUGCUGAGAAAACAUAAAUCUAAUACUGGGAUAAAUAAUUUGCAGUACAGUAGCGGGGUCGUUGGUGGUACUGGUGCUGGUGGGGGUACUGGUAGUGUUAUUAGUAGAAAUUUAUCAUCACCAGAAGCUCAAGAAGUAACGACUAUUAAUAAUAAUAAUACUUUUGCGACGAGAAAUGUACCAGAGAGACCGUACAAAUGCAAUCUUUGUCCGAGUUCUACAUUCUCGACACUUGGAAACCUAAAGAAACACAAGGCCACUAAACAUUCGCAUGAUGAUAAUAAUAAAUCAUCAUCGAGACCUGAUUCGCCGAACAGUGAAGUAAAUUCGGAUCAACAAAAUAGUCCGGCGCCUUGUAAUGAACAAAAUGAACGGAGCGACUACGAAAGUCAUUCGUCUAGUGUAUCAGACACGAUGGAGACUAAUAGUGGAGCGACGACGAUGCCAACCUCGACAUCAACACCAAUAGCAGCAGCAGCGAUGAUUGAGGCCAAGCCUAAUUCCAAUAGUAUUAUUAAUUCACUUGUUAAUGACACAUCGAAAUCACGACGGCCGUCGCCUAGAUCCUCACCUGGACCAUCCGAUUCACCGUUCAAGUGCCAUCUCUGCGACAGCGGAUACGCUGACCGUCAAGAUUGUCUUGACCAUAUAAGAGAUCAUCAUCGCGAGUCCUGGGAUUUGCUUGUUGCCAAAGGCGCUCUGGAUAUGGACACGGAAAACAUUGAAGACAAUCACUUGCAUCAUCAACAUCUGAGCGAUGGCGAGGAGAAACGUGGAAGAUUUCCUGAUUACACCAACAGAAAGGUGAUGUGUGUAUUUUGUAUGCGUCGUUUCUGGUCAGCGGAAGAUCUUCGCCGUCAUAUGAGAACUCACACCGGAGAGCGACCAUACUCAUGUGACAUCUGCUGCCGCAGAUUUACCCUAAAGCACAGCAUGCUCCGUCACCGUAAAAAACACGAGUCUACCGACUCCAUAAUAUACGUGGGUACAAGUGGCGACGAAGAGACAAAUCCAAUCCAACCGCCAACAAUAACCCCCCGAAGUCAUCAACACCAUCAGCUAAUGAUGGCAUCACCAAUAAUCGGCGACACAUCGCGUCUACAAGACAGAAUGUCGCUGCCAAGUGUCGCGUCAGUGGCCACCGGUGAUGCUGCGCCAAGUAGACUCAUGAGUAGAUUUAAUCCUUAUGAAUCAUUGACAACAAUGACUGGUAAAAUAUUAAACAAUCAACAUAUAAAUAAUUGUGAGUCAACUCCAGACACUGAAAAUGAUUUGAUAUCAAAUUUACUUGGCAUUAGAGACAAAAGUAUAAUUGAUAAAGUUCUUCAAGCAUCUGCUGAUGAUGCUGCUAAAUUACUUGGCGUUAAUCGAAGCCAUGAUUAAGCUUAACAUUUACAAUAAUUAAUUAAUUAAUCAAUUGAUUAAUUAGUAGUUGAUAAAAAAUAUAAUUAAUGAAUUUUCAUUUUGUACAAAAUAUAAUAAUUAAUUAUAAUUUAAUUAUUUAUUAGAAUUUAUUGGGUCAAAUUCCGGUUUCCCAUUACGUUCACGAUCGUGCCUUACAAAUAAUAAUUUUAAAAAAUCUCAACGUGACGGUAAAAGGAAAAUAAAUUUUCUUUUAUCGAAUUGAGAAUUUUGGCAUUUAAAUUAAUUAGAUAAUAAUUAAUAUUACGUUAGAUUUCAUAAGAUUUAUAAGUAGGGAAAAAAAUAAUAAUUAUGAUUAAUUGUAUUAUUGUUUGAUAGCUUAGAUUUUCUUUGAGAAACUGAAUUUAAAAAAAUGUUUUUUUUUGUUUUAUAUGUUUUUUUUUUUUAUUAAUUUGAGUUAAAUAUUUUUUUACUGUAAUUAUGUUACGAUAAUUAAGGGAGUUGGUGCACUUUACGGGUUGAUUAAUUAUUUUUUUUUUUCAUCGGUUGUGCAUAGUAUUUUUUUUAAUCCUUAUUUUGUUAUUAAAAUAAGAGCGAAUGUAAAUUUAAAUUAGUUAUUAAUUAAUUAGAAAUUUCAUGUAUAUAAAAUAUAUAGCCAUAAAUAUUUAAUUAAAUCUUUGGAUAAUUAAUAGUAAUUUUAUUUUACUAGGAUACGAAAUUUAAAAUAUAAAAUAAUUAUUUAGAAAAUUAGAAAAAUUAAGAAAAUUGAAAAAGUCAGAUAAAGUUUUUUUUUGGAGUUGAAAAAGUAGAAGCGAAAAAAAUUUUGUAAAGAAAAAAUUACUAAUUCCAAAAGAACGACUAGACUUUUAGAAUUAGUAAUUAAAAUUAUACUUGUGAUUUAAAAAAUUAUUUAGAGUAUUAAUGUUAUUAUUUAUUAUCUAGUGACGUUAAGUAAUUGUCGAUUUAUUUCCACGAUUUAUUAACGACAUUAAAUUUUCAGAUAAUAAGAAUACACAGAAAAUUAAAAUUUCUUGACAUAAGAUAAAUUUUUUAUUAUGAAAUGAAAAGAAAAAUUUUUUUAGGACUAGAAAAAUUUUUUCUUGACUCAAAAAAAUUUUACUUGACUCAAGAAAUUUUUUUUUUGCAUCAAGAAAAUUUUCCUUGACUCAAGAAAAUUUUUUCUUGGCUCAAAAAAUUUUUGUCUCCAAUUCAUAAUUCAAAAAAUUUCUUAAAGUGAAAAAAAAAAAAAAUUUUUCUUGAGCCAAGAAAUUUUUUUUUUUCUGUAUACGAAAGGUGGAUCUAGAAUUCCCAAAGAAAAAAUUAUACUAUUUAUCUAUUUAGCCAUAUAUAUUUUUUUUUAACUUAAUGUUUAAAUUUAUUAUCGCGUACUGACCAUAGGAAAUAUAACACACAGAUAUAAAAGUUAAAUUAGAUAUUAAUUUAUCAUAAUAAUAAUAUUAUACGUAUACUAAAAUUUGUAUAAAGAGACAUAAAAAUAGUGAGACAUAAAUUUUGAUGGUAAUUUGAUUUAAUGAUCAGAGUAUCUCUGCUGAUAGAUUGUAGGUAAUAUAUAUAAAUAUAUAUAAAUGUAUACCUAGUAAAAUAAUUAAUUAAUAUAAAAAUUGACAAAAAGUGUAAAAUAAAACUGAUAAGUGAAGUGAAAAUUAAAAAGCGGAGCAAUAUACGAUUAAGAAUUUAUGUAACCGAUAAUUUAGUUAAUAUUUAAUAGCCGAUAUAAAUUUUCGCAUGUAAAUAUACAGUUAUAAAUAUAUAUUAACGUAUGUAAUAAUUAUAAAUUAAAUAAUGAUAAUAAUAAUAAUAAUAGUAUGGUGUUAUUUGAAUUGUUAAUUUUCCUAACAUGGGAAAAUAAAAAUAAUUGAAUGCAAUUAUACCAAAUAAUAAAAUGGCUUAAUUAAAGAUCAUAUAUAAUGUUAACUUGAGGUAGACUUUAAGUAAAGAAAUAGAGAAGAAAAACCAUAAAAGUAUUUGCUAAUUUGUCUUUAUCUCUUACUAUCUCUAUUUUUCAUUUCUCUAUUCAAUUAAUUAAUUUUUUUUUUAUUUUUAUUUUUUAUUGUAUCAAUUAUUAUUAUUAUUUAUUUUUUUUUAUAUAAAUAAUAUCAUACAAGUUAUAAAAAUAUAUAUUUAAUAAUUAUAUCUAUUUAUUAUAAGCAAGUGGAUCUUACGGCCAGUAAAUAAUUAUUUUUGUCUGGGACUUUCUCUCUCAUGUAUACUUAAAUAAAUAAAAUUCUGUACAUUAAUAAAAUUUAAAAAAAAUAAAAAAA
Messenger RNA from Microplitis mediator, 8472 nucleotides. RefSeq names its product ras-responsive element-binding protein 1-like. Gene Ontology annotation, molecular function: DNA-binding transcription activator activity, RNA polymerase II-specific; RNA polymerase II cis-regulatory region sequence-specific DNA binding. Gene Ontology annotation, biological process: regulation of transcription by RNA polymerase II. NCBI's taxonomy places the organism in Eukaryota, Metazoa, Arthropoda, Insecta, Hymenoptera, Braconidae. Bases 605 to 6211 code for a protein of 1868 amino acids. Gene Ontology annotation, cellular component: nucleus. The transcript has 4 exons. The record is from RefSeq and is a predicted model, not a curated record.